GUCGUCAACGGAGUAUAUAGCUAGCAAUGUGCACUCUGUUCCUCAUUCCAUGCUGUAUAGCGUGGUCAAUGCUAUGACUUGUUAUCAACCUUCAUAUCUUUCCACUUCAUUUCCCCGUUAUGGCCAGCACUACCGAGCGCCCUCGAGAUGAGCGUUCUCCCCUUUAUCAACGAGCGUUUCCGAACACAAACUGGAACGUUUCCAGAGAUGAAUUGAUCCUUCUACCAACGAUGGCCGAGAGGAUUGCUUACCUUACCACGAAAUUUCCUGGAAUCAUCAGAAUUGCUUGCUUGUCCUCAAGCGAUCCUAUCCAAGCCCAUGUUGAAAGGGUUAGGAAAGCUUUCACCAAGAUCAUUCGUCAUCCUGAUCAUGCCAACAAGACAGGCGCAGACUUAGGUCUAACUACUGUCCCGCCUACGCUACUAGACGGACUCUUAACUCGAUACGCCGUCACAAGUAGCGCUAUCAAGCUAGGGGAACUUGCGGACAUUGAUAACAGUAUCCCCAAGGUCUACGCUGGAGCUACUAUCUACUUCAUGGUUAUGAUGAUGCCCUCCCGUGAUGGCGAAGUUUCCGCCAUGCAUACAGAGAGCGUCAUUGUACCUGAUGAUGAUCGCGACGAGACAUAUAUAACCUGUACCUCCAUUUCCUAUGCUGGUCCAUUCUUCCUGAAAGAACGCCAAGCUAUAAUGGGCGAGCUUCACGUUAGCCAGAUCGAUACUGCUGCGUCUGAGGGAACUCUCAACAGUCUUCUUGUCGGCGAAGACGUUGGGAUAUGGGGUACCGAUAUAAUGACUUCAUUCCUUGGAAAGGAGCACACUUAUUUAACCUCUCCUGAACUACUCUCUCAGUGCCGGACGCCGGGAUUAGAGAAGCUCUCUAACGAUGCUGCAUGCCUGGCCCUGUUUCAAUUACGCUUGGCCUAUUCAAUCAGGCUGACUCAGGAGGAGCACAGCUCUCUCAGACGGCUCCAGGAGAUAAACCGUCUUUCGACCAAUCGAGGGCAUAUGUUGGUGCUUGGAAGGGGAACGUCAGAGAAUUCGUGCCUUGCGAACUGCUUUUACGACGUUGCUUGUGUCAAGGACGGAUUCUUCCCAGCUAACCAGGUGUUUACCAACUCACCAGAGUCCUUGUUUGUCAAGCUAAAUGAGCGCGCCGACGUGGUCUAUGCUGCGAAGGAGCCUGGCAGUCAUCUCAGAAUUCAUAGCUUUCUCAACGAACAGGACCGAGGCAAGCACUACGACGUUGUAUCAAAGUCGGCAGGUGAAGAGAUGAUCAAAGACGUAUUUCGCAGUAAAUCCAUUUUCAAUAUUUACAAAGGCGGGUCAACGACCAGUUGGGGUAAUAAAUACACGACGCACGGCGAUGAAUUGCCUGAAGAGGUUGAGCGCUUUUUUGCUCUUGUUAUGGAUAUUUUCGCGAGCUACGUCGAGAACUGGGCGGAUUCAUUGCCGUCAAAGGAUUAGUUAUUGGGUCACGGGUCGUAUUGUUCCUGGAUCUGAGUGGCUAUGUAUUCGGCAGCUGGUAUUUGUACGGUUGAUGUUACUUUUGAAGGAUAUACGUGUACAAUGACUCAUUUUUACCUAUAAUAGUGCGUUCACCUGUUUUGUCGAGGUGCUCUAGGUAUAUUAGAGCACCUACAGGUCUCGAUUACUCGGCUAGUAGUAAGUGCUAAUGAAAAGACUAGUAAAAUAGAGGAUACUCUUUCGAUGUAUAUUUCAGGUCUUUUGUAUAC
Molecule: messenger RNA, 1735 nt
Organism: Colletotrichum navitas
Lineage: Eukaryota; Fungi; Ascomycota; Sordariomycetes; Glomerellales; Glomerellaceae
Exons: 1
Coding region: 120-1466 (448 amino acids)
Source: RefSeq, a predicted model, not a curated record